Gryllus bimaculatus (two-spotted cricket) is the source of this 550-nucleotide messenger RNA. The record is from the annotation of a GenBank genome assembly. NCBI's taxonomy places the organism in Eukaryota, Metazoa, Arthropoda, Insecta, Orthoptera, Gryllidae.
GCGGGAGUCUGCCUCACUGUGCACGAUGAAGCUGUUGCUGGUUCUUGCUGCUUUAGCAGCUGUGGCUUACGCCCUCGGCGGCCAAGGUGGUUUUGGUGGGUUUGCUCCAGGAGGACUUGGAGGGAUCUUUGGUGAUAUUGGAGGGCCCAGCGGUUUUGGAGGCGGCGGUUUGGGCGGUCCGAGCGGUUUUGGCAGCGAGCGUUUCGGACCUGGCGGAGGCGGAUUCGGUGAUGGCGGGAUAGGAUUCGGGGGCCUGGGCGGGCUUUUCGAACGCCGCGCCGCUCCGCCCCCCGAGGAGCGCAACGGGCAUCUUCCUUCUGCUCGUCGUUGUGGCUUUGGCAGCCGCUGCACCGAAUCAUCACAGGCGGCCGCCGUGUCGUCGUGGGGGAUUUGGCUGCGUCAUCAUUGAUCCCAUUUAUGCCAUAAACGCUACCACUUCUGCUUCGGCAACAGAUGGAUGAUGUCUGAAUCAUUUGAUCUCUUGAAAAACUAUCCUAAAUGUGCUCUUAAUGGAAAUAACUGUCUAUCUUAAAUAAAUGCAUGAUUCGUG